Messenger RNA from Closterium sp. Naga37s-1, 3267 nucleotides. The record is from the annotation of a GenBank genome assembly. NCBI's taxonomy places the organism in Eukaryota, Viridiplantae, Streptophyta, Zygnematophyceae, Desmidiales, Closteriaceae.
AUGGUUGGAGAAUCGGUUUGGCCGUGCGAGCGUCACUGCUCCUCGCGGACUGACGCGGGGCAGGCAGAAACGAGCUCGUGCACGUGGAAUCGGGUAGAGGGCAGGCCGGGUAGGGCGAAAGACGCUGUAGCGCGCACGGCGCAGCGCGUGGGAGCAGCGUCGGCCGCGGAGGCUGCCAGCUCUGCUGAAUGGGCGCCGGCUCGACCUGCGCUUGCUGCUGCCGCCACUGAAGCCAUGGCGACACAGUGUGCGGCAGCAGUCAGAAGAGAGCUUUGGGAGCAUUGCGGCACCGCCGUGAGGCCGGCGGGCAUCGCGGACACCGCAAUUCCGUGCGCCAUCGACCAUUCUCCGCAACCCGCGCUCAGGCCGUCGACAGACACUCUAAGUGACGCCCUUCUCGCCGGCGACCGUUUGCUGCCGUUCGCGACGGCGCCGCUGGACGCGGAAUACGCGGUGGCGCAGGAGGAGAUUGGGCGCGGGGAGUUCGGCGUCGUGCGCGCGUGCAUGGCGCGCCGCAGCGGGCGCAUGCUGGCGUGCAAGUCGGUGGAGAAGGCGCGCCUGUGCGGAGAGCGGCGCGGCGAUCUCGAGAUGGAGCUGCUGUGCAUGGCGGCGCUGCCGCCGCACCCGCACGUCGUGCGCCUUGCGAGCGUGCACGAGGACGCGCGGCGCGUGCACCUCGUCAUGGACCUCUGCGACGGCGGCGACCUCUUCGACCUCGUCGCGCGCGCCGGCCGCCUACCCGAGCGCUGCGCGGCGGCGGUGCUGGCGCAGGCGGCGAGCGCGGUGGCGUGGUGCCACGCGCACGGCGUGCUGCACCUGGACGUGAAGCCCGAGAACCUCCUCCUCGCUGGCCUCUCCGCCGCGCCCCUGCUCGCGGACGCGCGCAGCGCGGAGGCGGCGCUGGCGCACGUGAGCGUGAAGCUGGCGGACUUCGGGCAGGCGGUGGCGGUGGCCGCGGGGGGCAGGGCGCGCGGGCUGGCGGGAUCAUCCCUGUACAUGGCGCCCGAGGUGGUGUGUGGGCGCGAGUACGACACUAAAGCGGACAUGUGGAGUGUGGGCGUGGUGCUGUACGUGAUGCUGGCGGGGUACGUGCCCUUCUACGGCCCCGACCUGCCCCACGUGUUCCUCGCCAUCUGCCGCGGCCACCCCGACCUCACCGGCGAGGCGUGGGAGGGCGUGUCAGACGAGGCGAAGCAGCUCGUGCGGUCGCUGCUGUCUGUGGACCCUGCCUCACGCCCCUCCGCCUGCGACCUGCUCUCCCACCCCUGGCUCACCGCCCAUGUGCCUGCAGCCGCGGCAGCAGCGAAGGCGGCGAGGGAAGCGGCGGGUGCAGCUACGGGGGGUGUGCUUGCACCCCUGGCGUGUGCCUCCUCCUCUGGUGCUUCCACCAUUCCUCGAUUCACUGACGGCAGUGGGAGGCUGUAUGGCACCGCACCUGAUGGACAGUGCAGGGAGCAGCGGUGCUGCAAGGAGGCCGAGAAGACGGCUGUAUCGGUGCAGGUGGAGGCGCCGACGGGGCACUACGAGUGCAUCAAGCCGGAGGAGCAGGCGGCACGGGAGGGGCAGCAGAGGCAGGCGGGGCGCGAGGAAGGCAUGCGCGAGGCCACGCACAAGUUGCAGGCAUCACAUGGCACGAGCAAGCCCCACGCCCACGAGGCAGCCUCUGAGGCCUCAGUGACCGCCCAGCAGCACGCAGCCCAGCAGCAGGGCGCAGAGGCGGCACACGAGGCACGGUCGGGGCUGACAGGCAUGCUGGCGGGCAUCCGUGAAAAGAUGGGACACGCUGGGGAGGCGCUGCUGGGGGGGCCGCACACGGGCACAGAGGAGUCCGCGCAGGCAGCGAGGGAGGGUGCAACCCACACGCGUGCCUCUGCAGGGGUGGCGGCUGGCCGGGGCUAUGAGCAGGGCAAGCAGUCGCCAGACACCGCCUCUGCUGCUGCCAGGGGGGCUGGCACAGCGGCUGGCGUGGCAAGGGGUGCUGGGGAGGAGGCAGGGCGAGCAGCUAAGGAGGGUGCUGGGGCAGCAGCACGCGGGGCGGGUACAGUGGCGGGGACAGUGCAGGGGCUGGCGGAGGAAGGGGGGGCUGCUGGGAAGAGGGGCGUGGAGGGGGCAGCGAGGGGGGCAGGGACAGCUGCAGGAGUGGUGCAGGGCGCAGCAGAGGAGGCGGGGCAUGCUGCGAGGGAGGGCAGCAAGGCUGCUGCGCGCGGGGCAGGGACUUUGGCGGGUGUUACAAGGGGUGUGGGCGAGGAAGCAGGCAAGGCGGCCAGGGAGGGCAGUCAGGCGGCAGUGAGGGGGGCGGGCACAGUUGCAGGGACAGUGCAGGCGUUGGGGGAGGAGGGGAAGGAGGUGGGGAAGCAGGCAGUGGGGAGUGCAGCGAGGGGGGCGGGCACUGUGGCGGGCACUGUGCAGGCGCUAGGGGAGGAGGGCAGGGAGGUGGGCAAGCAGGCCAUAGGCAGCGCUGCAAGGGGUGUGGGCGCGGUGGGAGGGACGGCACAGGCAGUGGGGGAGAUGGCGAGUGAGGGGGUGAAGAUGGGCGCAAGGGGAGCAGGGGAGGUGUAUGGGACAGUGCAGGGUGCUGCUGACGUGGGCAGCCAUGUGGCAAGCGAUGUGGGGCAGCAGGUGAAGCAAGGAGCGCGGGCAGCAGCGCAGGGAGCAGCUAGGGGGAUGGGCACGGCAGCAGGGGUGGUGCAGGGCGCAGGGGAGGCAGCAGGGCGCGCAGCACUAGAGGGCAGGCGGGAGGUGGGGGAUGCGGUGGGGGCAGCAGGCGUGGGCACAGCCGAGGCAGCCAGGGGCGUGGUGGGGGGAGCAGCACACGCGGUGGGAACAGCAGCGUCAGCAGUUGGUGGAGGAGCAUACGACACGGUAGAGGGCGUGGGGCAGGCCAUAGGCGGGCUGGGGCUGACCAUGGCGGGGGGCGUGCAGAGCAUGCUGGGGGGGGUGGCGGGGGCGGUGGGGGGGGGAGUGCAGUCGCUGGUGGAUUCUGUCAGGGGCGGCCCCCAUGCCGUGGGAGAGGCUGUGCAAGGGCAUGCGCAGCAGGUGCGGGCAGCAGGGGGGACUGGAAUUGAGGGGGCCGGAGGAACGGGAGGUGAGGGGGGAAAGGGGGAGGAUGUGAUAUCGCGGCGGGUGGACGUGGUGGAUGCCAUGCGCAUGGCUGGGGAGGAUGUGGCAGCCAUGGCUGGCGCUGCAGGUGUGCCGGCAGGGGACAUGGAGGGCGUGGAGGGGCCGCGUGUGAUAGUGGUGACAGAGGAUAAGGUGGUGCGUGAGUAG